UUCAUGAUUCGAAAAAAAUUCCCGUGACAAGGCCAGAAGUAAAGAGGCGACUCGGAAAGAGGCGACGUUCCGAUCCGAUCACGCGACACACGUUCCGUGUAUAGCCCAUAUAGAUCGGAGGUUCGCGCGGGGUAUACCCUUACGAACCGAACGAGACCUCCGGAUCCGUAACCGCGUGUGCAUUUAUAUACAUAUAACUGUUUUCGAGGUAUGUACGAGUAUUUUAAAAGCGGCGACAAAACGUACGACGCGGUCGGGGUAUAACACCGCGCUUUGUUCCUUCGGGUGGACGAAACCCUGGCGAAGGAUCGCUUCGUUUUAAUCGCUAAUCACCAAUUAACCGGGCGUCCUACGUCCAAAACCCCCAGAAGCAUUUUAACGAGCUGCGUGGUCGCCUGGUUCGGAAUUUUACUUCGGCUUACUUGUUGCUUCGCUGCUGAUGCUGAUGCUGCUGCUGCUGCUGCUGCUGCUGCUGAUGUUGCGGGCUGGUACGCUGGAUGCGCUGCUCGGAUGGCCGUUCGGUCGGUUCGCUGUCGGGCAGCCACAGGUCGGUCUUCCCUCCCUCCGCUGAAUACCCUGCCCCUGGACUAUGCGAGGUUUUCUCGUACGUGUGUGUGUGUGUGUGCGCGCGUGCGUGUGCCCGGACCAAUUAGUGCAUACUUCGGCUCGGUGUGCAGUCGGUGGUGGCUUAAGAGAAACACGCGGGCCACGGACAAGCGGGCAUUGCUUCGCCUUUCGCUCUUCUAUUUUCCGCUUGUUUCUCGCGUUUCCAGUCUCGGCCCCUCCGUUUGAUCUGUCAACUGGACGGCGGAGCGCGAGGGGGGGACCUUUCGAAUUUUCAGUGCUAAAUUUUGGCGAACGGUACCGCGCGUCGAGCUCCGCACGAGUUUGGCGAACGAGCGAAAAGGGCGAACGACGAAUACGUUACAGGGACGACAAAAAAUACGGUCGUUUAACAUGAGUUGUUUCGGCGGCAGGGACGAGCGGCUCUACCUGCUGGAGCUCACGGUCGGACGUCUGUGUUUGACGGACGAAAAAUUGAAGGAGAUCCGCGACGGUCACCUCGUCGUUAAAAUAAAGUUCAUCGAUUUUCCCGUCUUCGAGGUAUCGCGAAACGACUUCUCCUCGGCCAGACCGACUCCGCGAAAUUCCGCAGACGGAUCCCUCGACUACUACGCCGGAAAAUCGUGCCUCUUCACGAUGCAGCCCAGAGAUUUGGUGCGGGGAAUGCAGUCCGAUCCGUUGAGAAUCGGUGUGUUUUGCCACGGCGACACGUUUCCCAUCGCCGAGGCCGAGGUACCCGUUUCGGGUUGCCUCUGCGACCAAGUAGCAAUGGCGAUGAACGAUACCGAUAACUUGCCGAAACCGUUCACGUUGAACGGAGGAUUUCACCUUUCCGAUCCCGGUGGCAAUCCGUCAGGUAAUAUCAGUCUGGAUUUGAGGCUCACGUGUUUCGGCAAAUCGAUCACCACCCAUUACCGAUUACGGCCGAAUUCCUUUCUCUUCAAAAACGACAAGGAGAAGGGUGAAUUUUGCGUGAAACGGGUCGUUCCACCGCCGGUUUGCGGAGACCGGAAAAUCAACAUCACGAUAGACGGGAGAGAGGUGCAGAUGGGAAAGUGCGGAGAUAGCAUGCUACCCGACGCCUUUUCCGAUGAACGAUUAUCAUCGCCGCCACCGACGACGGAGGAAAUUGAGGACGAGAAGAAACCGAAGGAGACAAUAAAAAUAAAAAAAGAAAAGAAGCCAAGAGGAAAGGGAAAGAAAAAUAAAGGGCAGUGAUCGGAGCGAUCCCUUUUUGUUGGGAAAAUAU
Messenger RNA from Athalia rosae (coleseed sawfly), 1813 nucleotides. RefSeq lists its product as uncharacterized. Gene Ontology annotation, molecular function: microtubule binding. Bases 958 to 1782 code for a protein of 274 amino acids. The transcript has a single exon. Gene Ontology annotation, cellular component: centrosome; cytoplasmic microtubule; mitotic spindle pole. Lineage: Eukaryota; Metazoa; Arthropoda; Insecta; Hymenoptera; Athaliidae. Gene Ontology annotation, biological process: cytoplasmic microtubule organization; positive regulation of cytokinesis; mitotic spindle midzone assembly. The record is from RefSeq and is a predicted model, not a curated record.